Wallemia ichthyophaga EXF-994 is the source of this 870-nucleotide messenger RNA. RefSeq names its product Putative nicotinamide N-methyltransferase. The record is from RefSeq and is a predicted model, not a curated record. Lineage: Eukaryota; Fungi; Basidiomycota; Wallemiomycetes; Wallemiales; Wallemiaceae. The transcript is spliced from 2 exons. The coding region runs from base 1 to 870 and encodes 289 amino acids.
AUGAGCGAGAUGAACGCAGCGCACAAACGAGAAUUAGACAGCACGGGAUAUGUGGUGAUAGAUGGGUUUAUACAAGGCGAUGAGCUGUCCCAGCUCAGAGAAGCGGCAGCGGCAGCAGAACAGCUCACACGCAGUCACCGCUGGCCACAUAGGCGCGUAGUGGGCAAGCAGUUCCCGCCAUGGAGUGACGCGGAUACUCCUGAUAGUUGGGGACUGCGUCUGCCGCAAUUUCGUGCGUUCUACGCCAACACCCGCCUCACAGCGCUGGCAGCGGGGCUAAUUGGAUGCGAUGAGGGAGCUCUCCAAAUGGAGCUUUUCAAUAUGCUCAUCCUGCCUGCGAAAACGUCUUUCAACCUCAGCUGGCACAGGGAUCACGUGAACCACGCUAUCGAAGCGGAGGCGGAGGAGCAGGCGCUACGUGUGCCACACUACGGCAUCCAGUUCAACGCACCACUCUAUGACGAUGGUUGUUUAUGGGUUGUGCCGGGCUCACAUAGACAGGUGCGGAAUCAUAUCCAGAGAGAGCUCAGCUGCAACACCCUCCCAACUACCAACCCCGCACUCAUGCCUCACGCCAAGCAGGUACACUUGAAGGCCGGCCAGAUUCUUUUCUAUAACGCUAACAUCCUCCAUUGCGCUGCUUAUCCUCAGUCCCCUCCCGCUCCCGCGCGCGCUACCCUCCACGGAUCAUUCGGGGACGCGAAUGGCGGCUCUGAACGCGCUGUGGGCGUACUCCAGCAUGGCUUGGAGUGGAUGAAAGAGCCUUCCUUUGGGGACGGGCCUGGUCGCCACAUGUGGCUGCGUUUGCUUGAUAUGUACGAGAAAGCAGGGUGGGAUGAGAAAGGGGGUAAAUUUUCACUAACUGAGUGA